Molecule: messenger RNA, 540 nt
Organism: Erigeron canadensis
Lineage: Eukaryota; Viridiplantae; Streptophyta; Magnoliopsida; Asterales; Asteraceae
Exons: 1
Coding region: 1-540 (179 amino acids)
Source: RefSeq, a predicted model, not a curated record
AUGGGAGACAAUCCUGAAAAUUCAGACAAAACCCUUCAUAAUAAAGAAGAUUCCGACAAAAACAACACAACCAAUCCCGACAAGCAAUCCUUACAUCCAGCCUAUUCCGUCACAAACAUCAACAACAAGAUCCGCACCCUUGAUGGAAAGAAGGUUACUUAUUCGUCAUGGGUCAAGCUAUUCAAACUACAUGUACGAGCUUAUAAAGUUCUCAACCACAUUGAUGGAACCGACCCACCCGACCAAUCAGAUCCGUCUUACAUGGCGUGGUCAGAACUCGAUGCCUUGAUUUUUCAAUGGAUCUAUAGUACUCUCUCCGAUGAUUUUCUUGCCCGGGUUCUUGAUAAUGAUAUCACUGCUCGUGAAGCUUGGCUGAAAAUACAGGGCAUCUUCAUCAACAACAAACAUGCUCGUGCAGCCACGCUCGAACAGAAAUUCAGCAAUACUACUCUCACUUCUGGCGCAUCCUUUGACGAGUAUUGCCAAAAUUUGAAAGAUAUAGCCAAUCAACUAGGUGACAUAGAUCAACCUGUUACCUAA